Messenger RNA from Lachnellula hyalina, 1437 nucleotides. RefSeq lists its product as uncharacterized. NCBI's taxonomy places the organism in Eukaryota, Fungi, Ascomycota, Leotiomycetes, Helotiales, Lachnaceae. The transcript is spliced from 2 exons. Gene Ontology annotation, molecular function: hydrolase activity, acting on carbon-nitrogen (but not peptide) bonds. The record is from RefSeq and is a predicted model, not a curated record. The coding region runs from base 1 to 1437 and encodes 478 amino acids.
AUGGCAUCGACGCUUUACACAAAUGCAACCAUUAUCACGGUCAAUCAUGAGCGUCACGUCAUUCGCGACGGGUGGAUUCAUGUCGUGGGCAAUUUGAUUGCUGCCAUAGGUCCCACCAGCAACAUUAAGUCCAAGUUAGACAAGCCUACGAAUACCAAGAUUGUAUCUUUGCAUGGAAAGAUUGUAAUCCCCGGUCUCAUAAAUGUACAUGCUCACCUGAUUCAGUCACUGAUCAGAGGGUUGGCGGAAGGAAUGCCGCUACAUAAUUGGGCCUGCGAUACUAUCUGGCCGAUGGAGGUUGCUUUCGAAAAUGAAGAUGGCUAUAUUGCAGCGAAAUUGACAAUGGCUGAAAUGCUCAAGACCGGCACAACUUGCUUCUUAGAACCAAUGCUACCAGUGCAAGCUGGACUUGAAAAUAUUAGUAGAGCAGUGGGCGAAGUUGGCAUUCGCGCCUGUUUGGGCACCCUAGUCAAGGGACCAAAAACUCAUAGUCACCUUGGAGUCACUGAUGUACGGGAUAAAGAUGCAGCACUGAUGUCUGUUAACGCCGCCAUCGCGAACCAUAAGAAAUAUCAUGGGAACUUCAAUGACCGCCUGCAUAUCUGGAUGGCCGCUGAUACACCGCGAGGUGCCGAUGAAUCAGGUUUUGCGGCCAUUGGGGAGGCCGGACUUCAGCACAACAUCAGAGUGACAAUGCAUUGUGCAGAAGCAUCUGGUGACAAGAAAAUGAUUCGGGAGGCUUAUAAAGCAACGCCUUUGGAAUUCUGCUCGAAUACAAAGAUGGUUGGCUCGCACGUUGUCCUCGCUCACUUAGUUCACAUUGCGGAGGAUCUGGAUAUUGAAAUCCUACAACGUACGGGUACAUCUGUUGCACAUAAUCCAACCAGUAACGCCAAGCUCGGAGAUGGCAUCGCACCUAUUCCACUCAUGCUUGCUGCAAAUAUCAAUGUAGCCCUCGGCAGCGAUGGCGGGCCUUGUAACAAUGCAUAUGACCUCUUUCGAGAUAUGCACCUGGCAGGUCUUAUUCACUGUGCCAAAGCAGAAGAUCCCACGCUGCUGCCGGCAGAACAGAUACUUGAGAUGGCCACUAUCAAUGGCGCCAGGGCGUUGGGGUUGGAAUCAACCUUGGGCAGCUUGGAGGUCGGCAAGAAGGCUGACUUUGUCGUCAUCGACCCCAGUGGACUGAAUGCUGCGCCUUAUGAUCCAGCAGAUACGACUUGCAGUGGCAUGCACCCUACGACAGUAGUAGUACACUCAUGCUCUGGUGAAAAUGUGGAGAUGGUCGUGCUUGAUGGAGAGGUAGUGGUUGAAAAUGGCGUUCUUCUCCGUGUGGAUGAGGCACAAAUCAAACAGAAUGCGCGAGAUGCGUCUUUGAGGCUUCGCCAGAGUUCUGGAGUCAAGGCACAGCCCAUGAAGUUAGGAUGGCAGUACAUCUAA